Molecule: messenger RNA, 7614 nt
Organism: Pomacea canaliculata
Lineage: Eukaryota; Metazoa; Mollusca; Gastropoda; Architaenioglossa; Ampullariidae
Exons: 4
Coding region: 452-6733 (2093 amino acids)
Molecular function (GO): protein binding
Source: RefSeq, a predicted model, not a curated record
GUGGCUUGCAAUGUUUAGUGUUUGAAGCAACGAUUUAUUUAAACAGUGCAUAUAGACAGUAUAAACAGUGUAUACAGACUUUCAAAGUACAAACACAAGGUUGGCUCCACAGUGUCUUAGUCAAAGUUUUCACUUUGUGUCCUCGUUCAACAGAUUUUCUUUCUUUCUUAGCAAUUAACGUGCAUUAGUCUGAAUACAUUUCUCGUUGAAAUAUUGAACCGAUGACAAAAUUCCGGGUCAAGUCGAUUGUAAUCCCUUGUUUUUGUUCCCACUAAUGACAAAGUCCGCGAGUGUUUACACGUGACCACUCAAUACAGAAAUAAAGAAAUAAUCGAUUUAUGAAGGAGUCGGCAUCAGGUAUCCUAGCACACGUGACCUAACUGAGAUCUGACCUGAUCGUGACCUGAGCUCUCUCCCUGCCCAUCGACAACAACAACAUGCUCCGGAUACGAUGAUCGCAGGCUUUACUUUCGGUUUUGUUUUCUGCCGUCGUUCUCUGUAUCGCUUCCAACAUCAGCUGACGUGGAUUCUAGUCACAGGCGAUGUGUCAGGUAACAUGGCAGUCUUUGCUGACUCUAACUUGACGGAAAUGUUGACUUCUUUCCCAGUGCGUCGUGACCGACAGUCAGCAGUCGAGGCCUUGCAAUAUCACGGUCGAGUGGUCAUCGUUGGCGGUCCAAAGUCAGGCAAGACAUUUCUUGGCCACGCCCUAUUACGUCAUUUCCGCUCAGAAUUUGAUGAGCACACACUUUGCAACACCUGGAGAUUGCAGGAACAUUUACAGGAAGGCAGAAAAUGCAUUUUGUUGAUGGACGGGAUACUUGGGGAGACUUGUGUCAACAUGGAAGAAUACAAGGCCUGGCGAACGGUGCUUCCCAAACUGAUGGAGCUGACAGACACAGGACAAUGUCUGGUAGUAGUCACGUGUUACCCUCACGUGCUGCUGGAGCUGCAGGCUCUAGAGAAAGGCAGCCACAGUUUCCUGCUGCAAGACACUUGCACAGUGAGUCUCAAGGAGAUGGCGGAGGAUGAGAGGAAAGAAAUGCUGUACGACUUUCUUUCUGGCGUCGACAUGAUGCAACACGAAAAGCACGCGCUUGUGGAGCGAGUGUUGAAGGACGACAUCAGCGGCGCCACCUUCCCGUGGUGCUGUGCGCGGCUUGUGCAAAGGUUACACAACUCGUCUCUUGACGACCCCAGCGAUGUGUUUACCUGCCCUGCCGAGUCGUACGUCACACUGCUGCACCGCAUGUUGAUGGAUCCGACACACGGGGAGACCGUGGCGGCCUUGUUGUGUCUGACGAUGAUGGGGCUCAGUGGCUUCCUUCACAAUCAGCAAAGGACGGAAAAGGCACUCAAAGAUCUCGGCUUUCGAGGUUUGUCAUCACAUCUUCUUGAGAAAAAUGCCAGCUUUCUCAAGAAUACCUUCUUGUCCGAUGACUGCUCAACAUUUUCCUCUCGCGUUCUGUACGAUGCUGUCGGUUUGGCUUUUGGUCGAUCGCAUUACCUGCCCGCAUUAAUCAAGAUAUGCGACAUGAAGUUCCUUGCAAUGUAUGUUGGUGUCGGUGAGGAACAUCAUGAAUCAUUUGUCACCAUCUCCAUGAACUCUCCACAUAUUGUGCAUCUGAUGGAAAGAAUCCUGUCAAGCACUGCCGGAAGUAGGCUGCUAGAAGUUACUCAGUACUUAUCACUUCAAAGCAAAGAGUUCUUGUGUAAACUUGAAGAGUACAGUCGCUCUAAGAAAACUGGAAUAAGACAAUUAGUAAAAUCGGUGGACACAGUACAUAAGUUACCUCUGUUGUACUGGUCAGCAUGGACGGGCUGUGAUUGGCUAGUAAACUGGUGUCUGGACAUCAGCAUCAAGGAAGGGAUGGUCCGACCAAGUCUGUUGGAGUCUGCCUUUGUCUGGGCGCUUGCACAGAGAAGAAAAUGCCAGAAAACCACCCCGAGAGAUGAUUGCAGACUCAUACAGGCAGUAAUGUUGUUUCAGCUGGAAUGUGACAAUAAAGUUGCAGAUAUCAAAUUGCCUUUUCCUGACAAAAGUCUUCUCUCUGAACAGUUUAAAGUAGUGUACGAUGAGGUCACAUCUUGCACUAAUUUGUUUUACCUGGGUGAUCAAUCUUUACUUAUUCCGCCAUCUACACUGACUAUGGACAGGAAAGGCGAAUCACUUCACCUUAAAUUUGGCAGCAAGCAGGUAUAUCUGGCUCUAAGACUACUGUCGGACACACUAGUGAGUCAGGUUGACAGCAAAGGUAACACACUACUGCAUGUCGCUGCAGAGGCCGGUGACGAAGAUGUGGUUGACAUCGUCGUAAGAAGUGGAGCAUCACUCACCGCCAGAAACAACAUCAACCUCACGCCACCUCAGGUGGCACAGAGGCCAAAUACAGGUGAGAAACUGAACAGAUGUUUCAGAGAAAGCAGUGGCAUGCACAAAGCGUGUGAGACUGGUGACAUUGUCACUGUCAAACGUCUUCUUUGUUGCGGUGCGGGUGUGGAGGACAAAGGUGACAAAGAUGGCACUCCACUGCAUGCAGCUUGUCUGGGGGGUCACACUGACAUUGUGAGUCUUCUCUUAGAACUGGGGGUCAAUGUGCACGCUGUAGACAGAAACAGGUCCACUGCCCUGCACGUGGCUUGUGACAAAGGUCGCAAAGACAUCGCGAGUCUCUUGAUCAAACAUGGCGGUGAUGUUCACGUGACUGACACCGCUGGCCGCACGCCUCUUCACGCAGCCUGUCGUCAUGGCAACAAGAAGUGCGCGUCCCUUCUCCUGGCGCAUGGAAGCGACAUUGAAAAGAGAGAUAACCACGGAAAGACAUCCUUGUUCUUGGCUUGUUCCUUUGGUCACACUGAGCUUGUUGAGAUGUUGAUAGACUCCGGCUCUGACCUGAGUGUAGGGCUUAGGAACGGAGUAACUCCACUCCACAAAGCUGCUGUUCAAGGCGAUGUCAACAUCGUCGAGCUACUGACUGCCCGAGGCGCUCGUCUAGAUGCUGUUGAUGACGAUGGAAGGACCCCUCUUCUGGCCGUCGUUCAAGAUCGCGGUAACGCCCAAGAGAACUGGAAGAGGACAGCAGAAGUACUUGUCAGAACAGGAGCCGACAUCAACGCCAAAGAUGCGAACGGCAGCUCUCUUGUCCACUAUCUUCUCAAAGAUGGUGACAAAGAUGCUCUUGACUGUUUGUUGGAGCUUGGGGCUGACAUCAACGCUAAGGAUGCUGAAGGUUACACUCCUCUACACAUUGCGUGUAGAGAGGGCAAGAAUGAUGAUGCCAUUUGGUUGACAAAGCACGGCGCUGACCCAAAGGUCAAGGAUACAUUUGGGUACACCGCCCUCCACUGGGCAUGUAGGUGUAACCAUAUGAACAUCGUGCAAAGCCUGGUCUCACAUGACAAAGCUCUUGUGACUGAAACGACCAAUAAUGGGGAAAUUGCCCUGCACCUGGCCUGUAUAGAUAACAGACUCGCUGUAGCUGAAAUACUUAUAUCAAAGGGUUCAAACAUAAACGCGAAAGACAACAUUGGUUUUACACCUCUUCACACUGCCUGUGUACAAGGCAAUGAAGUUUUAAUUAAUCGCUUAAUUAAAACAAGGCCGGAUGUAAAAACGACGACUGUCGAGGGCAAAACACCUCUGCACAUUGCCUGUGAAAAUGGCCAGGGAACCGUUGCAGAGCUAUUAAUAGACCAUGGCGCUGUUGCCAACGCAACAACCACAGAGGGUCAAACACCUUUGCACUACGCCUGCAAGCAUGGCUAUGAAGACAUCACAGUUCUACUGUUAGACCACGAAGCUGAUAUCAACGCCAAGUCUUCAGAAGGACAAACAGCUCUGCACUUCGCCUGUCAACAAGGACAGAAAAAUAUAGUAACUAUACUCCAAAACCGUGGAGCUGACAUCAAUGCUCGGUCCACCAAGGGUGACACGCCUGCGGACUGUGCUCAGAGAAAUGGUCACAUAGACAUAGUCAGCAUGCUGAAUGGCACUAGCUGCAGCAAUGUCAGUCGUGAGGAUGACAUCAAGACUCCAGUCAGAAACAAGACAAAUACGUGUAUGAAGUUCACACCCAGCAUUUCAGUUCAAACCAUCAUGGCGUUCUUCACCGACACUGCAUUUAAUGGAAACUCAUUCUCGACUUCUGCUCCAGUGCGUCGUGACCUGCACCCAGCAGUGACGGCCUUGGAGCAGCAUGGGAGAGUGGUCAUCGUCGGUGGCCCUAAGUCAGGAAAAACCUUUCUUGCCCACGAGCUCUUAUAUCACUUCCACCCCCGCUUUACUACCCACAUCAUCUGCAGCACUCAGGAGUUAAGGAAGCACCUAAACGAGCAGAGACCACGCAUCUUGUUGAUGGAUGGAACCCUUGGUGAGGUUGGUGUGGACAUGGAGGAGUACAAGGUGUGGCGAGCGCUGCUUCCCAGGCUCAUGACGUGUACAGACGUCAGGCACUGUCUGGUAGUGGUCACGUGUUACCCUCACGUGCUGCUGGAACUACAGGCAAUGGAGGAAGGCAGCCACAGUUUCCUGCUGCAAGACACUUGCACAGUGAGUCUCAAGGAGAUGGCGGAGGAUGAGAGGAAAGAAAUGCUGCACCACUUUGUCUCGGACCUCCCCAUGACACAGCAGGAGAAGCACGCGCUUGUGGAGCGAGUGUUGAAGGACGACAUCAGCGGCGCCACCUUCCCGUGGUGCUGUGCGCGGCUUGUGCAAAGGUUACACAACUCGUCUCUUGACGACCCAAGCGAUGUGUUUACCUGCCCUGCCGAGUCGUACGUCACACUGCUGCACCGCAUGUUGAUGGAUCCAACACACGGAGAGACCGUGGCGGCCUUGUUGUGUCUGACGAUGAUGGGGCUCAGCGACUUCUAUGACAAUCAGAUAAACGCACAGCGCACACUCAGUGAACUCGGUUUUAGAAUCUUAUCAGCAGAUUGUCUAGAGAAAACCGCCAGUUUUCUGAAGAACUUUAUUUUGUCUGAAGACUACAGGACAUUUUACUCCCGUGUCUUGUACGAUGCCGCUGGUCUGGCUUUGGGUCGUUCACAUCGCUUACCAGUUCUACUGAAAGUAUGUGACAUGGACUUUCUUAACAAGUAUGUCCGUGUCUUUACUGAACCGUCUAACCUAUUUCUUACAAUUACUGUAAAUUCCAAGAACAACGUGCAUCUGAUGGAAAGAAUCCUAACAGAUAUCACGAAGGGAAAGCUGUUUGAGAUUUCUCAGUACUUGUCUCUCCAAAGUGAGUUGUUCUUAGAAGCUCUUGAGAAGUACAAUCGCACCAGGAAUAACGGAGAAAUACAGUUAGAACAAGCAGUAGACAGCGUGCAUGGUUUGUCUUUGUUGUACUGGUCAGUGUGGACCGGCUGUGACUGGCUAAUAGACUUGUGUGUGGACAUCAGCAUCAAAGAUGGAAAGAUUCCGCCAGGCCUUCUACAGUCUGUCUUUCUUUGGGCUUUGGCGCACAGAAAUAAAUGUCCCGAAGAUCCAAAGUGUAAAAUUACUUGCACAUUUGAUAAUCUGAAAUCAAACGAUUUCUUAGAUGUUUCAUCAACUACUCUGCCUGUUCCUGUAAAAACACUACGUUUACCAGCAAGGUCUGAAGCAGUAUAUUCACUGGUUACAUCUUGCACCGAACUAACUUACCUCGGUGAUCCGUCUUUACCUAUACCGCCAUCUACAUUGUUAAUUGACAGAAAAGAUGAUGCGUGUCGCCUGGAGUUUGGGAACAAGCAGGUGUACCUGGCUCUAAGACUGCUAACAGACACACAGGUGAGCCAGAUAGACAGUGAAGGUAACACAUUGCUGCACGUUGCUGCAGAAGCCGGUGAAAAGGAUGUGGUCGAGGUCGUUGUGAGAAGUGGAGCGUCUCUCACCGUCAGGAACAACAACAACCUCACGCCGUAUCAGGUGGCACAGGGACGCAAUAGAGGUAAGACUGUUAUGGGAAUUGGCAAUGAUCAAAAGACAAUACUCAAAGCUUGUGAGGACGGCGACAUUGUGACAGUCAAAGUUCUUCUCUGUUGUGGUGUGAGUGUGGAUGCCAGAGACAGCGAUGAUCGAACUACACUGCUUGCAGCUUGUCAGGGAGGGCACACCGACCUUGUGAGUCUUCUCCUAGAGGUGGGCACCGACAAACUCAUUGAUUACAAUGCCAUCCAACUGGCUUGUGAAAACGGCCUUGAAGACAUCGUGAUUCUCUUUAUCAAACAUGGUGUUGAUCAUCACCGUGACUCGCCUCUUCACGUGGCCUGUAGUGAAGGCAAUACUCAGUGUGUGUCCGUUCUUCUGGAUUAUGGGGCAGAUAUCAAUUGUACUUCAUAUCUUAGAAGGUCACCUCUGCAUAAUGCCUGCCAGGAUGGGAAGACAGACAUCGCAGGUUUGCUACUAGACCGUGGAGCUGACAUCAAUGCUUUGGAGUAUUAUGGCGAGACACCUCUCAUGUUGGCCGUCCGCAGUCAAUCGGCAGAGACUGUCGCUCUGCUGCUACAGCAUGGAGCUAACCCAAAUAUUAUGAACACUUAUUGUGAGACACCUCUGCACCUUGCCUCUCAUUAUGGGAUAACGGAGAUUGUUAGUCUGCUGCUAGAGCACGGGGCUGACAUCAAUGCUAAGAAUGAACAUGGCAACACACCAGCAGACCUCGCACAGAUGCGUGGCUACACUAAGACGGUGCGUUUGUUGUUGCAAUGGUCUAACCUUGGUGAUGUAAGCUCAAGGAUCAACACAUAAAGUCAAGUAAUAAAAAUCAAGUCAGACUACAGAAGUAGACACUAAUGACAAGGUAGUUAACAGUGACAUCGGGCAGGAAAUUAAAGUCAGCAAAGAACUUUCUCGACGAACGAUGUCCCAAAUGAAAACUAUUAAAAGAGUUUUGCCUUUAUAUUUAAGAGCUUUUGUCUUCGGUACCUUCAACAGCAGAAAAAAUUUAAAGGGUCAGUAAAAAACGAAACAACUCUGAUGAAAAGACACUUAAGUCAUGAACCGUUAAAUUGUACAAGCAUUACUGAUUGAUAACAAGUAAUGAAAACAGCUUUGGUUAACACCUGCGCCAGCUUCCCGCUACCUUACAAUUAGACACACUCAUAAGUUGAUCAUUGAUACCUAUAUUUGUUGUGGGAAAAGACGUCUUUUUGAUCUGCAUCACAAGUUUAAGAAAAAUUUUGACAUGAAGUGUUGUACCUGAUGCAUUUUGUGGAUCCAAACACUUUCUGGAGUAUAUAAUGAUCCUCAUAUAUAUAUCAAAACCUUUACAAAAUGUACUAUUAUUUUGAGCUAGUGAAAAUAUAUGUGCCUAUAUGCAUAUAAAUUCAUAGGAUGUUUUACCCAUGAAUACCUAUGCACAUUACCUUAAUUGUGUCAUUUAUUAAAUGUAGGUUCAUCAAAUAAAAAAAUCAAAUAGGACAAACAAGAGUCACUUUUUGGGAGUGCCUUCUACACCGUGCAAUGAUUCAUUUACUCCACAUCUUUUUUCUGUGUUCCCAGCAAGCAGUAUUGCUCGUGGGAGAAAUCUUUAGUGAGAACACAUUUAUUUAUCUUUUUCAGAAACAGUUUCAUUUUGUUUUAUCUUAAAAAGCAUUGUAGUUUAUUUGGUAAAGACUUUUCAUAUUUCA